AUGGGUUCUCUAAUGGGAGGCUGGGACUCUCCUGUCGGCGACUUGAAAUCUGUGACAUACCAGAGAAACAACUCAUGUACCAAAGAAGAAAUUGAAGCUUAUUGGAAAUCAAAAGAACCAGUCUUCGAGAAAGAAAAUUAUACUCAGAGAGUUAUUGACCAGGAGAAUACAUCUAAAAAGCAAUCAGGAAAUGUGAAGAAGUUUCAAAGAUUCAGUUCAUUGCCUCUAAUGGAUAGAAAGGGUAAUAUCCUGGAUGUUGAUGAAACUGCUAUUGAUAAACUAAUCAAGACAAACAACUGGUGGACUAGGAGCAACUGGGCAUUUCUUAAUGAACCUCCUGUAAUAGCUACCACUGAUCAUGAAGGCCGGGCUAUGUACACAUACUCGCCGCAGUAUCAUGUAGCUGGCGGCUUUGGGUCCUCGAAACAAGAAGAUUCUCGUCCCUGA
Molecule: messenger RNA, 447 nt
Organism: Papaver somniferum (opium poppy)
Lineage: Eukaryota; Viridiplantae; Streptophyta; Magnoliopsida; Ranunculales; Papaveraceae
Exons: 4
Coding region: 1-447 (148 amino acids)
Source: RefSeq, a predicted model, not a curated record